AUCUGUCUAUCAGCAAUAUCUAGUUUUAAAACACCUCUCAGUCACUCAAUUAAUACCCUCAGGAUCUUUAAAGAGCUUUCCCACAGUACACCUACACAGAGACUACAUCUAGAAACUUAACUCAAUCCUCAAGAUGUUCCGCAUCCAGCCCGCACGCGCAGUUCAACGGGCAAUCUUCACUCGCCCUCAAGUCGUUCGUCCUCGCUUUCUUUCAACGAACCCAGCACGGUUUGCGCAAAAGGACGCACAAGACAAAGACUCGCUCAAGCCACGAUCGACCGAGUAUGCCAAAUCUGGCUCUGAUGAUGGCGCAGCACACACAGACGCAGCUUUUGAUCCCUCAAACACAUCUCCAGAGGCAGCAGAAGCAGAUGCUGAGCGUGAAGCUGGCGGAAAACAGAACAGCUUGAAUGUUAGCCCAGGAAACAAGGACAUCAGCGAACCCAACAGCCCCACUGUCGGGGGACACGGAGGCGCGCCGAGCAAGAAGAGCAGCGGUGCAGGCAGUGCGCCAAAGAACAGCUCGGGAUGAGCACACACAACGCGUGAUGGUUUCCCGGUGAUGGGGCGGACACACAACUGGGGGCCAUAUAUGAGCUCAGCAGGCAUAUGGGAGAUAUGAACGAUCCAUGGAGCAUUUAGGGCAUGUCACAUUGGUGAUGGAUUAUGCUACUUUUACAUUUUUCAAGAAAUGAUGUACAUACAUUCGUGGGGGAGCUGGCGCAUAGCAUGUGCAAUCUCAACAUUCAAUCAGGAUUCAUCUUCUUGUAGUGCCUCAUCUGCCUAUUGCA
Molecule: messenger RNA, 791 nt
Organism: Bipolaris sorokiniana ND90Pr
Lineage: Eukaryota; Fungi; Ascomycota; Dothideomycetes; Pleosporales; Pleosporaceae
Exons: 1
Coding region: 134-532 (132 amino acids)
Source: RefSeq, a predicted model, not a curated record